Lampris incognitus (smalleye Pacific opah) is the source of this 982-nucleotide messenger RNA. RefSeq lists its product as uncharacterized. The transcript has 5 exons. The record is from RefSeq and is a predicted model, not a curated record. The coding region runs from base 28 to 756 and encodes 242 amino acids. NCBI's taxonomy places the organism in Eukaryota, Metazoa, Chordata, Actinopteri, Lampriformes, Lampridae.
UUUGUUUUUCAUCUGAUAUUUCUAUUCAUGAUCAGAAGGGAUUCUGCAACUUAUAACUGUAUAGUUGCCAAACAAAGUCAAUUUGAAUUUGGAGAGGGAGUGAUUCUUAAUGUGAACGGUUCAGGUUCACUGACACAAGCUAUCGUCCAUCGGCCGGUGUCUGACAAGUCAGGAGAGACUCUGAACUGCAACAUACUACAUGCUGAGACCUGUGAUGGAGAACUAAGUGCGUACUGGUUCACCAGCUCACCAAAAUCUCAUCCUGGAAUUAUUUACACCAAAGGAAUCAAGAACAAUCAGUGUGAGAGGAGAGCUGAGACACAAACACACACCUGUUUCUACAAUUUACCAAAGAACAAAUUUACUGGUUCUGAUGCUACAACUCAACUCUGUGCUGUGGUUUCUUGCGGAAAUAUUCUUCUUGGAAAUGGGGCCAAGAUAAGUAUUGAAAGUGGAGUGGAAAAUCUUUCCUUGGUGUAUUUCAUGAGUGUGGCGUUGGUAGUGACAUCUAUUCUGGUGGUUGUCCUGUCUUACUGUGCACUCAAGAUGAGGCGGAGAGAGUGUCGCUACUGUUUAAAACCAGAUUCUCAACCAAGAAGUUUUGUUGCUGCAACAAGUGUACGGGACCAAAAUGCAGACAACUUCCAGUACGCAGCUGUAAAUGUAAGGAAGAACAACAGGCCAAGCGGACAGAGAGACGACAAUAAUGAGCAGUGUGUGAACACAACCUGUGUGUACUCCAGUAUAAGACAGUAGACAUGGGCAUGUUUUUCUGCACUUGAUUGUUCAGCCCUAUUUACAAUGUAACUGGUUAAUUCUGAAAUUAUUCUAGAGCUUCCUGAAUAUAUAUUUUUGAUGUGUGUGUAUGUGUGUGUGUGUGUGUGUAUAUAUAUGUAUGUGUGCCAUUUAGAACUGUCUUCUGUACCAUGAAAUGAAUAUAAAUCAGGAUGUAUAAUGAUUUUAAACCAUAUGAUGAACAAAA